Molecule: messenger RNA, 1061 nt
Organism: Nestor notabilis (Kea)
Lineage: Eukaryota; Metazoa; Chordata; Aves; Psittaciformes; Psittacidae
Product: histone acetyltransferase KAT2B-like
Exons: 7
Coding region: 1-675 (224 amino acids)
Biological process (GO): chromatin remodeling; positive regulation of transcription by RNA polymerase II
Cellular component (GO): histone acetyltransferase complex
Molecular function (GO): histone H3 acetyltransferase activity; protein binding
Source: RefSeq, a predicted model, not a curated record
AUGGGCACAAGUUGGAUCAUGGGGAAUUUCAACCAGGGUUUCUCCAAAGAUAUUAAAGUACCAAAAGCAAAAUAUGUUGGCUACAUCAAAGAUUAUGAGGGUGCCACAUUAAUGGGAUGUGAAUUAAAUCCGAGGAUCCCCUACACGGAAUUUUCUGUCAUCAUUAAAAAGCAAAAAGAGAUCAUUAAAAAGCUCAUAGAAAGGAAACAAGCUCAGAUACGAAAAGUUUAUCCUGGCCUUUCCUGCUUCAAAGAUGGAGUACGGCAGAUUCCUAUAGAAAGCAUUCCUGGAAUUAGAGAGACUGGCUGGAAACCAAGUGGAAAAGAGAGAGGUAAGGAGCCCAAGGAUCCAGAUCAACUUUACAGCACAUUAAAAACCAUCCUGCAGCAGGUGAAGAGCCACCAAAGCGCUUGGCCCUUCAUGGAACCUGUGAAGAGAACAGAAGCUCCUGGAUAUUAUGAAGUUAUAAGGUUUCCCAUGGAUCUCAAAACAAUGAGUGAGCGACUCAAGAAUAGGUACUACGUGUCUAAGAAAUUAUUCAUGGCUGACUUGCAGCGAGUCUUUACAAAUUGCAGAGAGUACAACCCCCCCGAGAGUGAAUACUACAAAUGUGCCAAUAUACUGGAGAAAUUCUUCUACACAAAAAUUAAAGAAGCUGGAUUAAUUGACAAGUGACAUUGUCUUUUCUACAACCACAUAGCGUGCCUACUUUAUGGGCAGGGGAAGCCGUUCUGUAUCUGAGUUGUGGGACUCAAAAGGUUUCAAGAAACUUCUGUUUAAUACUUAGCACUUUUAAAAACCCUCUUAGUUUUGCAAACAUGUAUUAUACCGAAGUUACAAAAAUUAUUUUAUUAAAAUGCUUUAUAAUGUAUUUAAUUACAGAAAAUUUCUUUUGUGUGCCGAUUACCGUAUGUUCGUAAUAAGUUUAUCAGUGACAGCCUCAGAAACCCCACAAAACAUGUGGGAAAUUGCACAUGUUUGGGAAUACGAAGAAAAUUCCCAAACAACAGAUGUUAUAGCUUACCUAAUGCAGUACCUGUUUGAUAAAGUUUUAUUAUUUU